Molecule: messenger RNA, 3710 nt
Organism: Diprion similis
Lineage: Eukaryota; Metazoa; Arthropoda; Insecta; Hymenoptera; Diprionidae
Gene: Glut1
Product: glucose transporter type 1
Exons: 15
Coding region: 581-3010 (809 amino acids)
Biological process (GO): monosaccharide transmembrane transport
Cellular component (GO): membrane
Molecular function (GO): hexose transmembrane transporter activity
Source: RefSeq, a predicted model, not a curated record
GUUGGGGCGUCUCCUUCUGCCGUCACCGGCGUCGAUCUGUCGACGAGAGACUGCACGCACCCUACGUCUGCAGGAAUAAAGCCAGUUUUUAUUUAUUUACAAGCUAUUGUUCGUUCAUGUUACCAAUUGCAACGAGGGUGAAUCGGAGUUGCGAAAGGGGUGGACUCCGAGGUGGUCCUUGUACCAGUGAAAAGUAAACCCAACCAGUUAUGACCAGUUAGGACAGUGAUAAGUGACCGAGGAAUCGUCGUCCUCGUCGCGGGCGGAAGAGGACACACGGUUAUUUUCGUGCGGAAAUCAUGGUGCCACCGGAAAUCGAGCCACCCUCUUCGGGUCGCAGCCCGGGAUCGUCGAAUCGGCGAUGAUAACUGCGGGCAGUCUCAACUAAAACGACGUGAAACGGGGAACGCGUUGCCUGAUUCUCUCUCUCUCUUUCUCUCUCUCUCCCUCAACGUUUCAACUCGGGCUUUCUCCUCGCCCUGGGUAAAAAAAUCCGCCCUUGCCACCGCAGGACACGAAACUCAACGGGCUAAUAACCAUCGUUGAGCACGAUGGCUUUGAGCAGUUUGCAGCAUAAACGAUGGCCGAUUCACGCGGCCCCAACCCAAUAAGUCAGUUGUGGACCGCGACAGUGUCUCCCGAACCGGACUCGGAGUGUCUCUACGAGGAGAUAUCAGGCCUUUCCGGGGGUCAUGAAUUAGACAGAUCGGAAGAAGGGAGCGAGGGUGGUCAUAGGAGGAACGGCGCGGGAGGGGAUAGGGGAGUCCUCGAUUAUACGUCCAGGGUGGAGAAGCAAUAUGCGGUGCGAGGGUGUUACGGGGAGUCUGGACCAGGCGCCGCACUCGACGCGGCUGCCACCCUCAAGCUGACGAGGGGUCGAACUGCUCGCUACGUCUCACCCCAUUACCAAUACGGUGCAGGUCAGAUCGCAGAGCGCCCUAGCGGCAGGUCACCACGCGAUCGUUUCAACCGCGGCUCCUUCAGUAAUGAGACGCAGGAAGAAAUACAAGAGGACGAUGAAGCCACUCUUAGGGAGUUGCUUGUAAGUCUGCAGAAGCAGGUCAGCGUGAUGAGUAUGAACUUGAGUGCCAAGCUGGAUGAGCUGCAGCGGGGCGACCGCCAGCUAGAAACAACUGUUGCACUAUGUGAAAUUCGAACCCAACUGCAGGAACUUACCAAGAGCGUUGAGUCUUGUCAGAGCGAAGUCAGUGAAGUUAAACGCGACAUGGUGGCGAUCAAGCACGAGUUAGACACGGUUCAGCAGGUCAAGGAAGAGAUAGAAGAAUUACGGGAGUGCGUGGAUCGCCUGGAAGAACAUUCCCAUCGAAGAAAGCUCAGACUUCUUGAACAGGGGCUGACAUUAUUCCUGUCGUAUGCAAUUCUGGCAGCAGUACUUGGCAUGCUACAGUUUGGAUACAACACUGGCGUUAUAAAUGCUCCCGAAUUGAAUAUUGAGAACUUCAUGAAGGAUGUGUACAAAGACAGGUAUGGGGAAGACAUUAACGAGAACGCAGUUAAGAGGUUGUACUCAGUUGCGGUCAGUAUAUUCGCCAUUGGCGGUAUGCUUGGCGGUUUUAGUGGAGGAAUGAUUGCCAACAGAUUUGGCAGAAAGGGGGGCUUACUGCUAAACAACGUGCUGGGCAUCGUCGGGGCAUGCCUUAUGGGUUGCACCAAAAUUGCCAACUCAUAUGAAAUCCUGUUCCUCGGCCGGUUCAUCAUCGGUGUUAAUUGUGGCUUAAACACCUCCUUGGUUCCCAUGUACAUAUCGGAGAUAGCACCACUGAACUUGAGAGGCGGCCUGGGCACGGUGAACCAGCUCGCUGUUACGGUGGGCCUCCUGGUCUCCCAGGUGUUGGGCAUCGAGCAGAUUCUUGGCACAAAAGAUCGCUGGCCCGUUCUUUUAGGUUUGGCCAUCUGCCCUGCCAUCCUACAGCUAGUAUUAUUACCAUUUUGUCCAGAAUCUCCCAGAUACUUGCUCAUAACAAAGCAAUGGGAAGAGGAAGCAAGGAAAGCCUUGAGAAGGCUGAGAGCUAGUAAUCAAGUGGAAGAAGAUAUUGAAGAGAUGAGAGCAGAGGAACGUGCUCAACAGGCAGAAGCUUCCAUUUCAAUGACAGAACUCAUAUGCAGUCCAACAUUGAGGGCUCCUCUGGUCAUUGGUGUUGUUAUGCAGUUGUCACAACAGCUGUCUGGUAUUAACGCAGUUUUUUACUAUUCUACAGAUCUGUUCAUGAGUUCUGGAUUGACCGAAGAGAGUGCAAAGUUUGCAACUAUUGGUAUCGGAGCUAUCAUGGUUGGUAUGACGCUGGUCUCGAUUCCGCUGAUGGACAGGACAGGACGACGCACCCUUCACUUGUACGGUCUCGGCGGGAUGUUCAUCUUCUCGAUCUUCAUCACCAUUUCGUUCCUAAUAAAGGAGUUUUUCGGUUUCGUGCAGGAAAUGAUCGACUGGAUGUCUUACCUUUCGGUGGUCUCAACACUCAGUUUUGUCGUGUUCUUUGCUGUGGGACCUGGAUCCAUUCCGUGGAUGAUUACAGCAGAGCUAUUCUCCCAGGGUCCUAGGCCAGCAGCCAUGUCCAUUGCUGUGCUCGUUAAUUGGAUGGCUAAUUUCCUGGUCGGCAUAUGUUUUCCAAGCAUGAAGACUGCGCUAGACACCUACACGUUCCUGCCAUUCAGUGCAUUCUUAGCCAUCUUUUGGAUAUUCACAUACAAAAAGGUUCCGGAGACGAAGAACAAAACGUUCGAAGAAAUCCUUGCCUUGUUCAGGCAUGGUAACGACAGGAGCAGCUUGCGGGAAAGCAGAUUAUACGGGAGCAUGCUAAACUGUGUGAAUGCGUUAGAGGAGCACAUACCGCCAGCGGAGAGCGCUGCCCUGAUGGUGGCCGAGGAGAAGCCACAUCCAGACUCAUUUGUGUUUGCAGCUGGCUCCGAGCGAUCUUCCAUCGCUCCCGCUCAGCCGGAGAGACCACCGCCCCCGCUUCCCCCGCCACGCUUUCCGAACAGCGGUGUCUGACAAUGGGAAACUCCUCUUAACAUUGGGAACUUUAUGAUGAUGAACACACCGAUGCCACUACCCCUGCUUCUGAGUACGAACAGCCUAACGUUGGAGAAUCAUCUCUACGAGAUAAUAACGGAACGGAGCAAAGCUUGCGCGAUGUUCCUGAGAAAUAGCCUGCGGCGUGCGGCUAAUGCGACGACUCUCACGUGGAACGUAAACUCCGAAGGCGAGCCGCAGUUUCAUACGGACUCUUAGAAGAAAUUUCAUAGGUCAUCAGUGCCUAUUUCAAUGGUGUCCAAUAUAUUCGAACACGGUCUAAUUCACGUAUUUAUACACAAGCAAACACACACACACAUACACACAGACACAUAUAGAAAUUCAAACCAGAGACGUUGAUCCGAGAACACACACUUCAAACCUUAAUUAGUAUGUAGCCUCCUCGUAAUAUAAAUUAUAUAAUAUAAUAAUUAAUGAACAUUGUAUAAGAGAUCUAUUAUAUGAUGCAUUAUGUUAAUCGAGAAUCGAUUAAUAUUUGUAUAUAUAUAAAGGUAAGAUCGACGCUCACUGGCAGAAAGAAGAGGAUUAAAAAAAAAAAAACAAAAACAAAAAAAACAAAAAAACAAAACGGCACAUAAACAAAAAUAAAAACAAAUGCAAUUAUCGACCACACUAAUUUAUGUGUAAUGAACUAUAAUAGAAUGGUGAAGCAAUUGUG